This is a messenger RNA of Pelagomonas calceolata, 993 nucleotides long. The record is from the annotation of a GenBank genome assembly. NCBI's taxonomy places the organism in Eukaryota, Pelagophyceae, Pelagomonadales, Pelagomonadaceae.
CCUAAAUUGGUCCUAAUCCACGAGCAACACAGGAAGAUGGCCAGAGAAAUAUCGUCCUCUACGGAAUACGUGCUCGACGACUUCGACGAGGAGUUUCCAGAAUUAUACAACGCGCUGUACCAAAAUGCCCUGAGCGGGCGGGCGCGCCAGGCCCGCAAGGCGUGCGAACUCGCGACCCUCGGCCGCCGGCUCGCAGCACAGCCCCGCUUCGGCGGCCUGAGGGACCCGGGGCGGCUCGUGCAGCGGCCAUCCCACGCGCCAGAAGUCGCCGAGCUGACGGCUGCGUUGCGGACGGCCCGGCGUUCGGCGCAGCUCCUCCGGGACGAGAUUCUCGGACAGACUCCGCAGGCCAAAGCGGCAGCCGAUGCGCGGGUGCGGAAGAUGCGCACGCCGGACCGUCCGACGCAAAGCAAACGGUCGGCCGUCGUCGGCACGCCCAGCUCGGGCGAACUCGAGGACCUGGAAGCAGACGCGUUCUUGUCCGCCGACCCGGGCGAGAAUCUCGGUCUCCCCAGCGAGACGAGGUCGCGCGGCGCCGGCGCCGACGCGAAUCUCCGGCGCGUGCGUGACCGGGUGUCGCGGCCAGUGCGGUCGCCGCCGAAGUCGUCACGCGCCGUCCUGAGCCAGAUCGUCGGUGAUGAUGCCGUCGCGUGCGAGCUCGCGCAGCUCGAUGCGUGCCAGGCGGGACUCGAAAAGGCGUCGCGCGCGGGCGUGCGAACUCAGGCCCGCGUCUCUACGACGUCCUAUCGACCCCGUACAGCCAGUAACCCACCGCCGCGCGUAUCGCCCGGGAAUGUACUACAACGACACGCGACUGCCGAGGCCUACACGGGCCGCCUCUCGUGCCGCGAUCCCUCGGUCGCCCUCUUCGCGCGACCGGCGACGGCCGGGUACUGGUCCAGCCAGGAAAAACUUUUGAGGUUUGACUGAUGUCGCGUUUUCUUGCCCGGUGUCUUUCUCGCGAAUUGGAAUUAAAUAAAUAACCCGGGCCUG